This is a messenger RNA of Urocitellus parryii (Arctic ground squirrel), 2004 nucleotides long. RefSeq names its product LanC like family member 3 (gene Lancl3). Gene Ontology annotation, biological process: peptide modification; carbohydrate metabolic process. NCBI's taxonomy places the organism in Eukaryota, Metazoa, Chordata, Mammalia, Rodentia, Sciuridae. The record is from RefSeq and is a predicted model, not a curated record. Gene Ontology annotation, cellular component: plasma membrane.
UCCGUCCCCGCCGCAUACAUCGCCAUCCGAGUGCCUCAGAGAACCGGAGGUGGUGCGCGGGGCUUCAGGGCGCGCCCUCAAGCGGUCCCCAGCUCGAUAUUGGGGGGCACGGGCAACAGCAUGGACACCAAGCGCUGCUUCGCUAACCGCUUCGAUGACUACCAGGGCAGCCUGCUGGCGGGCCAGUGCGAGGAAGCGGUGGCGCCCUUGGUCACCGCCACCAUCGAGCGCAUCCUCCAGGAGCUGCCCCCUCUUGGGGGCGGCGCUGAGGCCCGGGGGGCGACAGCCGGGGCCAGCGUCUGCCAGGGUGGGCUGUACAGCGGCGUGGCCGGGGUGGCCUACAUGCUCUACCACGUCUCACAGAGCCCGCUCUUCGCCGCGGCCCGGGAGCGCUACUUGCGCUCCGCCAAGCGCCUCAUAGACGCGUGCGCCCGCGCCGAGGAGUGGGGCGAGCCGGACGCCGACACCCGCGCUGCCUUCCUGCUCGGGGGAGCGGGCGUGUAUGCUGUGGCCACGCUGGUGUACCACGCCCUGGGCCGGUCCGACUACGUGCAGCCGCUGGGCAAGUUCCGGGCUCUGUGUGCCGUCUGCGCGCCGGUCUCCUUCCUGGAGUGCGGCUCCGACGAACUGUUCGUGGGCCGCGCGGGCUACCUGUGUGCCGCGCUGGUGCUCAAGCAGAAACUCGCCCAGGAGGUGCUGACCCCAGCACAGAUCAAAUCAAUUUGCCAAGCAAUUCUGGACUCUGGGAAGCAAUACGCUACAAAGAAGAGGAAACCAUUCCCCCUGAUGUAUUCUUACUAUGGAACCGAGUACUUGGGGGCAGCUCAUGGCCUGUCAUCCAUUCUGCAGAUGCUUCUUUCUUACCAUGAGCACCUCAAGCCCGCAGAUCGGGAGCUGGUGUGGCAGAGUGUGGACUUCCUCAUGGAACAGGAACAGAAUUGCAACUGGCCACCUGAGCUCGGCGAGACUAUCGAGAGAGAGAAUGAGUUGGUCCACUGGUGCCACGGUGCUCCAGGAAUUGCCUAUCUGUUUGCCAAAGCUUAUCUGGUUUCCAAGAAACCACAGUACCUGGACACAUGUAUCCGUUGUGGGGAGCUCACAUGGCAGAAGGGCCUGCUGAAGAAGGGACCGGGGAUUUGCCAUGGUGUCGCUGGCAGUGCCUACGUGUUCCUGCUGCUGUACCGGCUGACCGGAAACUCAAAAUACAUCUACCGUGCCCAAAGGUUUGCUCAAUUCUUAUUUACCGAGGAAUUCAAGGCCGGGUCACGGGUCCUUGAAAGCAUAUACAGCUUGUAUGAAGGCUUCUCCGGGACCGUGUGCUUUCUGAUCGACCUGCUGCAGCCCAAUCAGGCUGAAUUCCCUCUCUUCAGCGUCUUUGUUUAAAAGGUUCCAUCUCCCACUGUGGCCCUGCAGAAGUCCCCUGAGAUUUCCUGAGCCUGCCGAGGCAGUUUCCACAUAAGCCACAUUCAAUGGUAUCAUGACCAUGAGCCUUAACAUUGCCGCCGGAAGGAUGGGAGCAGGAGGGGAAGGUAGCAUGGUAGCAGACUGGAGAGAACCUACAAAAUAAGACACCACAACUCAUCUAAAAACUGUAGCGAAUGUAUGUUUCAGGGAGUGGAUGUAAAACUGGAGAUCAGAGAGAAUGGGGAAAAGAAAUGAUCUGUUUUUCAGUUGAUAACACAAGAACCAAAACAGAGAGGGGCACUAUGGCAAUAAAAUGCUAGUACUUUCCCAAUUGGAGAGAGAAUCUGGCCCUCUGUGGGUGUUUUCCACCCCUAAAUUCAGAAAUACAGACAAUCAAAACUUAAUUUGCCCUAGUGAAAACUGCUGGCAGGGUUGAAAUGUCAGGAUGAAGGACAAAAAAGAAAACCUUUGAUUGUCCUAAGCCUUUAAUUAUUGAAAUUCAUGAUUUUUACUGAAUGGAGAUAUUUGCAUAUGAAUAUUUUUUAUCAUUGCCCUGGGCACUUUAAAGACAUCAUAUCAUAACUUAAACACUGAAGUUCC